This is a messenger RNA of Perognathus longimembris pacificus (Pacific pocket mouse), 1081 nucleotides long. It is a transcript of the gene Ccdc137, whose product is annotated as coiled-coil domain containing 137. The transcript has 6 exons. Bases 27 to 839 code for a protein of 270 amino acids. The record is from RefSeq and is a predicted model, not a curated record. Lineage: Eukaryota; Metazoa; Chordata; Mammalia; Rodentia; Heteromyidae.
UCUCCGGGGAAGCGCCCGGCGUGGCGAUGGCGGGAGCCCGGCGUGGAGCUGCGGCCCCGGGGCGGCUGGCGGCGUCGGGGAGCCCGGGACGGCCCCGGGAGCGGCGGGGGCGGCCGCCCGGGCCGCGGCCCUCGGCUCCGCGGCUGGGGCGGCGCCGCAAAGAAAAGAAGAAAGCGGAUUGCAAGCCCAAGAACCUGGAUGAACAGGAGAUCCCUUUCCGGCUCCGGGAGAUCAUGAGGAGCCGCCGGGAGAUGAAGAACCCGCUCAGCAACAAGAGGAGAAAGAAGGAGGCCCAGGUGGUCUUCAAGAAUACGUUGGAGAUGGAAGCUAAGGGAACGGAGCCUGACAUCAUUGUCCCCAAGUUCAAGCAGAUGAAGGGGGAAUCAGAUGGUGCCUACAUCCAGCGCAUGGAACAGGAGACCCAGCAUGUACUGUUCCUUAGCAAGAACCAGGCUGACCGGCAGCCAGAGGAGAAGGCAGCUCCGAAGAAGGAGAAGUCUGAGCGGAAAAAAGCGUUCCAGAGGCGGCGACUGGAUAAAGCCCGGCAGAAAAAGGAGGCAAAAGCUGUGGAGAGACUGGAGCAGGAAUUGCUGCAAGACACUGUGAAGUUUGGAGAAGUGGUUCUGCAGCCCCCGGAGCUGACUGCUCAGCCCAGAAAGAGCCUCGGCAGAGACCAGCCUGGGAAGAAGUCACUGAUGCUGAAGAAGAUUUUGAACCCUGGCAUGUCCCAGCCUCUGGCUCCCUCACUGGCCCGGCAGCGGAUUCUGGGAGAGGAAAGGCAGCGGGCCGUGGAGGCAUACAGAGCCCUGAAGAAGCUCCAGCAACAGCAGCAGCGAUAGCAGCAGCAGGGCCACCUGCCUGGCAGCACUUGCCGGAGAAAGCCUGGAACCAUUGUGCUAGACAGACCUGAGGGCUGCCUGGGAGCUGCUGGACAGGCCGGCACUCCAGCUGUCCGCACUGGAGCAUCUCCAGGUCUUCCCUUCCUCUUCUCCCCUAAUGACUGUCCUAAUGACUGGCCACAGGCAGGUCUUGUGCCUUAUUUUUGUCGGUUGUUGGGCUUGAACUCAGGGCGCUGUCCCUG